Messenger RNA from Dendronephthya gigantea, 984 nucleotides. Its product is annotated as ATP-dependent DNA helicase PIF1-like. NCBI's taxonomy places the organism in Eukaryota, Metazoa, Cnidaria, Anthozoa, Malacalcyonacea, Nephtheidae. The coding region runs from base 1 to 984 and encodes 327 amino acids. The transcript is spliced from 2 exons. The record is from RefSeq and is a predicted model, not a curated record.
AUGAGACAAAGAAAUGAUCAACAAUUUAUUCAACUUCUUAACAGAGUUAGAACUGCUACCCAAACAGAGGAUGAUAUUGGAGUCAUUGAGUCAAGGUCAAUAUCCCCAGAUGACCCUGAUUAUCCAUCACAUGCACUUCAUAUAUGGGCAGAGAACUCGCCAGUUGACGAUCACAAUAAUGCAAAAUUAGAACAACUUUCUGGACCAUUAUUUGUUCUUCAAGCUAAAGAUCAAUUUCCAGCAAAUGUGAACAAACAAGAUAUUGACAGGGUUUUAGCAAGAAAACGAUCUGAAACAGGGGGACUUGAUUACGAAAUUCACAUCAAAGAAAGUGCCAGGGUAAUGUUAACAACAAAUGUUAGUAUUUGUGACAGACUUAUCAAUGGACAAAUGGGAAGUGUGUUUAAAAUUGAUGUAAAUCCAAUUAACCAGAAACCAAGUGUUCUUUACAUUAAAUUUGAUGACCCGAAUGCUGGAAAAAAUCUGAUCACUAGUAGUAACAAUCUAUUGGCAAGAGAACACCAAGUUGUCCCAAUUGAACCUGUGUUGGCUAAAAUCAAGAUUAGACCAGGUAAACCAUCUUCUCCAGAAAUACAGAGAGUACAAUUCCCUGUGACUUUAGCCUGGGCAUGUACUGUACAUAAAGUUCAAGGUUUGACACUUGAUCAAGUGGUAGUCAGUACUGAGUUAGUAAAACAAAAAGCAUUCAACUAUGGACAAAUUUAUGUUGCAUUAAGCAGAGCAACCUCUUUAGAAGGCCUAUUUAUUUCAGGAAAGAUUGCCAAUAAGCAUGUAAAAACAAAUCCUAAAGUUCUUGAAGAAUAUGAAAGACUAAGAAAUGAAUGUAUGGCGUUUACUCCACCUCCGGUGAAAUAUUUUGCGGUUAGCGAGAAAGAAAGCCUGGUUCUCAUGAAUCUCAUUGGCAAUGCCAAUUGUCGACGCCCACAAAACGAAUUAAAUGCUUUAUAUUUUGCGCCCGAGUAG